UUUUUUUAAAUGUUUUUUGGCAUGUGAAAGCAUUCUUUUUUUUCAAUCAGCUAAAAGGAGGUAGGCAGGCAUGCGGUGGUUGUAUGUGUGUGUGUGUGUGUGAGAGAGAGAGAGAGAGAGAGAGAGAGAGAGAGUGUGAGCAAGCAAGGGAGCGAGGGAGGGAGGAAGAAGAGAGAGAGAUAGAGAGAGAGUGUUUUUGCUCCGGUGCAGAAGAAGUCCUUUCCAGUGCUGUUUGUGCUGUCACCUAGACAAUAUAAGCUCUCAAGGUGGGAUGUCUGGCUCCAGGAAGGAGUUUGACGUGAAGCAGAUCUUGCGAAUCAGAUGGAAGUGGUUUGGCCAUCCCACGUCCCCGCCACCAACUAGCUCUGAUAAAGGCCCACAGCAAGAAGACUUCUGCAGCAGGGGGGCGACAGGGAGCUCCUCAAGCAGCGGUGGCAGCAGUAUAAAGUUUUUAGACCCAGGGAAUUGCCCUUUGCCCUUGGCACCAAUGAGCUCUCACCUCUCCUCCAGCCACCAGGAAUGUCAGAACUUUCCCCCCUGUCAGGUGCCCACGUUUGAGCUCACAUCGGAAGACUGCCAGGGAGCAUGUGCGCUCGAUGGCAACGAAGUCACGAAUGCAGGAGGGAGCGAGGAGGAGAACGACUCGGACAGCAGCUCUUGCAGGACCUCCAAUAGCAGUCAAACUCUGUCCUCAUGCCACCCUAUGGAGACGUGUGCCCCAGACGAAUACUUCCAGGCACUGAAACAUGCGGAGCAGACCUUUAAGAAGAUGGAGAACUAUCUGAGGCACAAGCAGCUGUGUGACGUGGUGCUGGUGGCAGGUGACCGCAAGAUUCCAGCUCACAGGUUGGUUCUUUCCUCAGUUUCUGACUACUUUGCUGCCAUGUUUACCAAUGAUGUGCAGGAGGCAAAACAAGAAGAAAUUAAGAUGGAAGGUGUGGAUGCAAACGCACUGUGGGCUCUGGUGCAGUAUGCGUACACAGGUCGUCUGGAGCUUAAAGAAGACAACAUUGAGAGCUUGCUGUCCACAGCCUGCCUUCUUCAGCUCUCCCAGGUUGUGGAGGCCUGUUGCCGGUUCCUGAUGAAGCAGCUCCAUCCCUCCAACUGCCUGGGAAUCCGUUCAUUUGCUCAUGCACAGGGCUGCACAGAUCUACACAAAGUGGCUCACAAUUAUACAAUGGAGAAUUUCUUGGAAGUGAUAAAAAACCAGGAGUUCCUCUUGCUGCCGGCCAGCGAGAUUGUGAAAUUGCUGGGAUCUGACGAUAUGAACAUUCCCAGUGAAGAGACCAUUCUGAAUGCCCUGCUGAGCUGGGUGCGGCACGAAAUGGAAAGCAGGCAGGAAGAGCUCAGCAAACUCCUGCCUUUCAUCAGACUACCCCUGUUGGCUCCACAGUUUCUGGCAGACAUGGAGAACAACAGCCUAUUCAGGGAUGACAUUGAGUGUCAUAAACUCAUCAUGGAGGCCAUGAAAUACCAUCUGCUACCAGAGCGCAGGCCCAUGCUGCAGAGCCUCAGGACUAAGCCCAGGAAAUCUACCGUGGGGGUGAUGUUUGCAGUUGGAGGCGUGGAUGCAACUAAAGGUGCUACAAGUAUUGAAAAGUACGACCUUCGCACUAAUACGUGGACUCAUGCGGCAAACAUGAACGGGCGGCGGCUGCAGUUUGGAGUGGCAGUGUUGGAAGAAAAGCUGUAUGUUGUUGGUGGGCGAGAUGGACUGAAAACACUCAACACAGUGGCGUGCUACAAUCCAAAGACCAAAACUUGGAGUGUGAUGCCACCUAUGUCGACACACAGACAUGGACUUGGUGUGGCUGUAUUGGGGGCUCCCAUGUAUGCUGUAGGAGGGCAUGAUGGCUGGAGUUACCUGAACACAGUGGAGAGGUGGGACCCACAGGCUCGCCAGUGGAGUUUUGUGGCCAGCAUGUCUACACCAAGAAGUACUGUUGGGGUGGCCGUGCUUAAUGGAAAGGUGUACGCUGUUGGUGGUCGCGAUGGGAGCUCUUGUCUCAAGACUGUGGAGUGUUUUGAUCCCCACACAAACAAAUGGAUCCCCUGUGCACAGAUGGUAAAUAGGAGAGGGGGCGUAGGAGUAGCCACCUGGAAUGGAUUUCUUUAUGCUAUUGGUGGUCAUGAUGCACCAGCUUCCAGCUUGACAUCAAGGCUUUCUGACUGUGUGGAGAGAUAUGACCCCAAAACUGACAUGUGGACAGCAGUAGCCCCUAUGAGCAUCAGCAGAGAUGCAGUGGGAGUGUGUCUGUUGGGUGAUCGACUGUACGCCGUUGGUGGAUAUGAUCGACAAGUAUAUCUAAAUACUGUUGAAGCCUAUGAUCCUCAGACCAAUGAGUGGACACAGGUUGCACCGUUGUGCCAGGGAAGGGCUGGAGCCUGUGUUGUUGCAGUAAAAAUAUAAGCUGUGCAAUAUAUUUUUGUUAUUUAAUGUCCUAUUGGCUGUAUUUAACUUCAGUUCCCCAAAAAACUAAGACAUUUUCAGAAAGAAAAGAUGUUAAUAAGAACAUCCAGCGUAUUACCAAGGAAUGCAUUUUAAAUGUGAUAUUUAUUUGAACCAUUGAACAUAAAUAAUAUGUAAUUACUG
Messenger RNA from Acipenser ruthenus (sterlet), 2593 nucleotides. RefSeq names its product kelch-like protein 5. The record is from RefSeq and is a predicted model, not a curated record. Gene Ontology annotation, molecular function: protein binding. Lineage: Eukaryota; Metazoa; Chordata; Actinopteri; Acipenseriformes; Acipenseridae. The transcript is spliced from 11 exons. The coding region runs from base 272 to 2410 and encodes 712 amino acids.